This is a messenger RNA of Plasmodium cynomolgi strain B, 1203 nucleotides long. RefSeq names its product CYIR protein. NCBI's taxonomy places the organism in Eukaryota, Apicomplexa, Aconoidasida, Haemosporida, Plasmodiidae. The record is from RefSeq and is a predicted model, not a curated record. The transcript has 2 exons. Bases 1 to 1203 code for a protein of 400 amino acids.
AUGAAUAUAUUAUACAAUUUAUAUUAUAACUGCAAUAAAUUUAAGGUAGAAAACACAAAAAAAUUAUUAAGUGCAGAAAUGGAACUUUCGGGUAAUGCUAAAAUUUGUUUUAAUAAAUUCAAGGAAGGUGUAAAUAUGUGCAAAAAUGAAUACGAUAAAGAAUUUUGUAAUGAACUGAAUGAAUUCUUACUUUUUUAUAGUAUUGCUAUGUAUAGGAAAAGAUUAUAUAAAAAAAUAGAAUUAAAAUCAUUACCAGAAUUGCAAUCGUUCAAUGAUUUAUAUAAAGAAAAUCCUCAAAUAUCAACAAAUACUCCAUGUAAAAAUAUAAAUAAUAAUGUUUUAAUUAAUACACCUCGUCGUAAAAAUGAAUAUGACAUUAUAUUAAAACGAUCUACUGAAGAUGAUAUGUAUAAAAAAUUAAGUGAAAGUGCUGUUGAUGUAACGAUAUGUGCUGAACAUUGUAAAAACCUUAUUUCUAUAGAAAACAAUAAUGAAAAAAUAAAAGCACUUUGUGGCAAACUUGCAACGAAUUUAAGAAAAUUAAAUACUGUAACUAUUGUAAGAGAUAAUCAUAAGGAUAAAUGUUCAAAUUUAAAAUACUGGACAUAUGAUCAAAUAUUUGACAUAUUUAGUACUAAAAAAAACUAUACCAAUAACUCAUCAAUAAUUAAUGAAAUUAAUCAAGUAAUUUUUCGUGUAAAUGAAGAAUUAGAUGUAGAUGAAAAAUGUGUUUUUUAUGUUGAUGUUAGUGAUAAAGAUUGGGAUAAAGAAAGAGAUUUACACUAUUAUUUUUUAAAUUUUGAUAGAUUAAGUACAGUUAAGGAUAACGAUGCUGAACAUAAAAAGUACUGUGAAUAUCUUAAGUAUAUUUGUGAUAUAUAUAUGGAAAAUGUUAAAAAAUGCUGCGCGCGUUAUGUUAGACCCAGUGAGCACAUGCAGAAUAAAUGUCUAUACUAUUUUAAUUGUGAUAAAAAAUAUUAUCCCCUUGAACUCAUGACUAAAUUGAAGUGCGAAAAUAUUGAAUAUAAAGAAAGCGUAAAAGAUAUUUUUGAUUCUAUAACCAUCGAUCUCAACGUUGUAAGGUAUAGUAUUCUAAUGAAUUCAUUUAAGCAAAUUAUAAACAUAACGGAUGACCCUUUUUAUUUGUUUGUCUUAUCUGUUUUUGGAAUACUUGGAUUCUUUUUAUAUUUUUAUCUUUUAUAA